Molecule: messenger RNA, 2604 nt
Organism: Dichomitus squalens LYAD-421 SS1
Lineage: Eukaryota; Fungi; Basidiomycota; Agaricomycetes; Polyporales; Polyporaceae
Exons: 4
Coding region: 1-2604 (867 amino acids)
Source: RefSeq, a predicted model, not a curated record
AUGGAGUACUUUCAGAACCGUGUUGACUCCUUUGGUCCUCCCAGGUCAAAGCGAACGAAGGCCUCUUCCAGCAAGCAACCCACCUGGCCCCACCCCGCGUCGUUCAAAGCCACUCCUGAGACUCUUGCUGAGGCCGGCUUCUACUUCCACCCCGAUUCUGACUUUCCCGACAACGUAGCGUGCUUCAUGUGCAAGAAGAACCUAGAUGGAUGGGAGCCUGAUGACGACCCGUUCACGAUCCACUAUAGCAAGUGUCGCGACUCGUGCGCUUGGGCCGUCGUACGGUGCCAAAGAGCUCUGGAUGACGAGGGCUUUGACUUCUCCGAUCCGACGCGUCACCCGACGAGCAAGGCUAUGGAAAAGGCGCGCCUUGACACCUUUUCUAAGGCUCGAUGGCCCCAUGAUGCGGUUAAGGGUCAUGGUGCGAACUCGAGAGCAAUGGCCAAAGCCGGAUUUCUAUGCAAUUCAGUAGAGCCUGGGGACGACACUGCACUAUGCUUGUACUGCAACCUCUCUCUGAACGGCUGGGAUGAAGAUGAUGACCCCUAUGAAGAGCAUGUGAAACGGGACAAGAAGAACAAGACAUCAUGCGCAUUCAUCAAAGCAUACACUGGCAAUGCUCUCAGUAAAUCUACCGCGAAACGACCGGCUUCGAAGGCAGCAUCUAAACCGCCCACUCGCUCUGUCUCGCGAUCGUCGAAAGCAGCAGCGGCCGCAGGAAAGGAGGCCCCGGAGGAGGUGACGGACUCCGAUGAUGAGCUUGCUGCAGGAUCUUCAGAGCUCACCGUGCUUACCAAGACAUCCGACAGUCGUGCGAGCAGAGCGAGCUCCGCCCGUGCGUCGUCCGCUGCAAAGACUCCCGGCUCGCGACGGUCAACGCGGGGGAUGAGCACGACUGGCAAGACGCCUGGUAGCCGGACAGUCAGCUCGGAGCUUGAAGAGACAGAUGGCGGCAGCGAGAGCGAUGCUGGGAGGCGCACGACGAAGUCAAGGCGGAAGACGGGCAGACAGACCAAGGCUCGUGUCUCUGCUAUUGUCGAGGAGGAGGACGAGAUGGAGCCACCGAAGUCCACAAGGGGCACGGAGGAUGUGGAGAUGGCAGAGGCGGAGCCCGAGCCCGAGCCACAGCCUGAGAAGAAGAAGCGAGGCAGGCCACCGAAGAGCGCUGCGGCGAAGUCUACUCCCAAAAUGAACCCGAAGAAUGAGGUGGAGGAUGAGGAGACCGGACAGGAACUCGGCGCCGAGCCCGCACACGUACCCCCCGCCAAGAAGACGCACGCGCGCACGCGAUCGAAGGCGAAUCUGGAACCAGAUACAGAUACCGUUGCACCUGCAACCUCGAAGGGCACGCAUACACGGACCAAAUCGACGUCCAAGGUGAAGGUCAAGCAGGAGGAGGGCGAGGAUGAGGCGUCCGGCGUUCCAGCACCCGCACCGAAGAAGAAGGGCAAGCAGCGCGCCCCUCAGCUUGUCGAACACGAAGAUGAGGAUCCGUCGUCUGCUCUGCCUGCGAAGCCGAAGAGCAAGGCUGUGUCACGGUCGAAGACGAAGCUAACGCCCAAGCCCGAAGCUUCAGACGAAGACGUCGCUUCCGCUCGGGAUGACGGAUCGCACACGCGCGUGAACAGUGGGCGGAGCGCUGCGCCACGCGAGUCCCAAGCAGCUUCGGAACGCAAGUCCUCUUUGUCGGAGGAUGCGGGUUACGCAACUGCAGAAGCUCCUGCGGAAGCGGACCAGAUGGAGGUCGAUGAGGAGCCCGCCCCUCCCAAGCCCACGAAGAAGGCGCAGGUCCCCGCUGCCAACGCAGUUCAGCCGGUCCCGCGCGCGAACUCGCGGCCGACGCCAGCUAGUAGCGAAGUCAGCCAGCGACCGAGCCCAGUAAUCAGGUCAUCAAGUGGCGCGCCACCGUCCUCCCGCGCCUCGUCCUCGCGUCCCCCUAGCAAACUGUCCAUCGCGAGGGCGCCCACCAAAGACACGCUGACGGUCGUCGAGAUCGACUCCGACGGAGAAGGUUCGCCUGAACGUCCACCCAAACCUCAGUCUAAGGCGAAGGCUCCUGCGUCGAGGCAAGAGAGCACAGCAUCGGUGAACGGGGUGAAGAAGCCCGCCAGUCAGCCAUCGAAGAAGAAGCUUCAGGUCGAGGUCGUCGUGCCACCGAAGACGUUCAAGCCUGUGAGCUCGGAUGAUGCGCAGGUGCAGAACGACGCGCUCGCAAGCCCUCCCCCGCGACCUCCUAGGUCGCCCGAUCGCCCAACCAAGUCCGAGUUUCCUGCGCCUGGUACGCCGGCUUCUGCCGAUUACCACUCUACUCAUACAUCUCCUGAGCGAGACGCCGAAGGCGACGGAGACGUCCGCAUGUUUAGCGAAGCAGAUGCCGCGCCUGCUGUUUCGAGCUCUCCGCGCACGUACCAUCCAUUCCUCGCGCAGUUUCCGAUCGAGAAGCUGGUGGGCCUGACGGAAGAGGAGACCGAGAUGACGCUCGAGCAGUACAUCCGGCGGGAGAUGGAGCUGCAGUACGCGCAGAUGAAGGCCGACGGGGAGCGGCGUAUUGAGGAGUUCAAGCACAAGGCGGCUGAGACCAGGAGGUUGAUGGAGACGUCGUGA